AUGGCUUCACACCGCGCAGAUGCUAGCACGCUCCUCGACAACCGGGGUUACACCGGUCCCCUUGUGCGCGGCCUCAAUCCCGCAAUGCUCUUCGAGAAGGCUGUUCGUGACCGAAUAACAGAGUCCUACUAUUGGAAAGAACAGUGCUUCGGUUUGAACGCCGCAACUCUCUGCGACCGGGCAAUUGAACUAUCCUUUAUUGGCGGUACGUACGGAGUUUCCGAGAAAGCUUCGCCCUUCCUUUGCCUCGCCUUCAAGCUUCUCCAAGUCAACCCAGACCGCGAUAUCAUCAUGGAGUAUCUGAAUUUCAGUGACCCUGAACUCGAGUCAGUAGGGGGAGAUGCGGAUACAUCAGCUGAGGAACGAGCACGAAACAGCGUGGUCAAACAUCGCGGUGACUUCAAGUAUCUCCGAGCACUUGCGGCGUUCUACGUACGAUUAACUUGGGAGCCGGUCGAGAUAUACAAGACACUGGAGCCGCUUCUUCUCGAUUAUCGGAAACUGAAGAGACGGGUCCGUGACUCGUUCGUUCUAACGUACAUGGAUCAGUUUGUUGACGACCUGUUGACAAAGGAUCGUAUGUGUGGUACCAGUCUAUGGAAAUUGCCAUCCAGGCAGCAAUUGGAAGAUCUGGAUCUGUUGGAUGAACGCGAAAGUCCGCUGGUCGACGAAUUAGAAAAAAUGGACCGAAGCGAUGACGAAAAUGGGCAUAAAAGUGAUACCCGCUCUGACGAUGAUUGA
Molecule: messenger RNA, 741 nt
Organism: Aspergillus puulaauensis
Lineage: Eukaryota; Fungi; Ascomycota; Eurotiomycetes; Eurotiales; Aspergillaceae
Product: PRP38 family protein
Exons: 1
Coding region: 1-741 (246 amino acids)
Cellular component (GO): precatalytic spliceosome
Source: RefSeq, a predicted model, not a curated record